AUGUUUAAGGCCUAUCGAAUCAGAAACUUGUGUGGUUGGUUACCUCUUUUGGGGUUCAUGGUUAUAUUAGUCACCAGUUUAGUGAGACAGAACCAUUAUCGGUGCUUUUACUAUAACCAUUAUGUCUGGUCUUGGAUCAUUGUUAUUGCACUACAAUUCCAUGCCCGUCCUGUGAAAAUCACGGGCUAUACCAUCACUAAUGUGUGCAUACUUUUAUUUCAAAUUGGUUACAGGGUUCAAUUAUCCAUUAAAUCCCAAUACCCGUCACAAGUUAAAGUAGUGGAAGUAUCACCGCACUUGGCAUUAGUGGAGUUUCCCAAUUCCCUUUUGUCUGAAGUUCCUAAAGUCCCUGGUGCUCAUGUUAGAGUCACCAAAUACCAUCGGAAUCCAAUAAGACGGUAUUUGAAGGCACUAUUACCUUAUUAUCACCCGUAUACGUUGGCAUCACUUCCACUGGACCGAUAUCAAAGAAUGAUCAUCAGAAAAAGUACGUUUAAAUUCACAAAUAACACUCAAUAUAUUAUCUGUGGGUCUUAUGAUCCUCAUUUAUCGUUUAUUCAACAACAAGAGUCAGUCCAACUGCCUUCAGCUGCUACUGAUUUUACUAUUUCUAAAUUGCAUGUUACUGCCAAAAGAAUCUUGGUGGUUAUUGGAGGUUCGGCUAUUCUGUUUACUCUUCCAUUGGUCCGAGUCAUGAAUUAUCAUGGAAUUCCAGUUAAAGUCGUUUGGGUCAUCAAAGACUUUCGAGACAUUAUUAUACUCAAAUAUUUCGAUGGUUAUAUCCAUGGGGAUGAUUUUGAGAUCUUUGUCACUGGAGACUCAUACAUUAGAGAACCACUAUCUCCACUGCCAUACGGUGAAAGCUCAAGCACAGUUCCUCAUAGCUAUGGUGCAAUUGGUGAUAAUGAUGACAACGAUUUCGAAGGCAAAUUGUUGGAAUCGGACGAUUUAAACCAUGAAAAUCAGCAAGAAACAGUUGAAAUAGAUUUGAAUAAUGAUGGUGAUUCUACAGAAGAUGAAGACAAUGGAGAAUGCUUAAGACAUGACUCGUUUGUAUCGGGAAUUCAUCCAAUUGGUGAUGAUAUUGACGAUGAAUAUGAUGAUAAUCCAAGUACUACUGAAGAAGAUGAAAUUGAUUUCAAUGAAAUUGACUUCUCCGACACAUUAACACCAAUAUCUAAAGUACCAGAUACCUCAUUACUGAGGCAAGUGUCACGAAAAUCCAGCAUGAGUGAACCUUUCACUCCCCAAAUCUUUCCUUAUUCAUCUGAAACUACUAGGAAAGAAAUUAAAGAUUUCCAAAGAACGAUCAAGAAGUUGAAACUACUAAAUAAGAUCUACAAAGGACGGCCCAUCCUUAAUUAUAAGUAUUUUAACUGGUGUGUUAACCAAGGGUUCACUCAGUGUACCGGUCCCGUUCUGGAUGAUCACAAUAACUUGGUAUGCUGCAAGUUAGUUGCCAAACAAGCUGGUAUAGAUAAUGAAAUUGCAGACCUAGAUAAGGUUUGGGUCAUCUCAGCAGGACCAGAGGGCUUGGUAUCCAAUGUUAGAGUAUGGGCAAGAGAAAAUGGGUUCAAUUUCCAUGAAGAGUCUUUCUCCAUGUGA
This is a messenger RNA of Lizanozyma spartinae, 1605 nucleotides long. Its product is annotated as putative ferric-chelate reductase. Gene Ontology annotation, cellular component: plasma membrane. The record is from RefSeq and is a predicted model, not a curated record. NCBI's taxonomy places the organism in Eukaryota, Fungi, Ascomycota, Pichiomycetes, Serinales, Debaryomycetaceae. The coding region runs from base 1 to 1605 and encodes 534 amino acids. The transcript has a single exon.